GCGACUGUCCAGCCAGUCCCCGCUCUGGUUGUGAUCUGUCGAUCUGCACCCAGCAAGCCAACCAAACACUAGCUUUAAUCGAGUCGGCUGCCGCCAUGGAUUUGUCGCCGGUUGAGUUCCCCAGAGAUGCCGAAGCCCUGCUCAGAUCGCACAUGAGCCCCGGCGAGUGGUCCAGAAUCUGCGAGGCGCUGGCUGUUCCUCCCAGAACCACCUUCCUGCGGGUCAACACACUGAUCUGGAGUCGAUCCGAGGCGCUGCAGGCGACCCAGGCGUAUGUCGACGAGCAAUGCGCCGCAAAAGGAUGGCCAUCGUUCACCGUCCAAUGCCACCCGCAGGCCCCUGACGUCCUUUACGUCAACGGUGUCGGGCCUCUGACUGCUCAGCCCGUGGAGAAAGAGGUGAUCGUCGAUGUCCUUUGCGGCAAUGCUGUUCUGCGCGGAGCCGAUGUCUUUGCGGUCGGCGUUCUGGCUGCCGAGUCGCCGAUGAAGCGGGGCGACAGGGUUGCCGUCUACGUCGAUCUCGACGGGGCUUGCUUGCGGGGACAGAAGGAGAGAUACCACGGCCGGAAGGUGUUCAUCGGUAACGGCAUAGCUCUGCAGGGCCGCGAAGAUAUCUAUAUCUACACGCCAAAGGAACUUGCAGGCCGAGGUGUUGGUAUCCAGAUGACCGAGCCGCUCUAUCGAUCGCCCUCGUUUUCAUCCAUGAUCCACGAAGGAGUAUUCCUGCAGAAUCUGCCCAGCAUCCUCGUCGGCCAUGUUCUCGAUCCCAAGCCUGGAGAGUUGAUUUUGGACAUGUGUGCGGCUCCUGGAGGCAAGACAACGCAUAUCGCCAAUCUGACAAACAAUCAGAGCACCAUCAUAGCCCUUGACCGCUCUCGGCCCAAAAUCGAGCGCCUCAGGGAGCACCUUGACAGCCAGGGCUAUACCUCCAUCAAGGCAUUCUCAUGCGAUGCAACAUCGUGUGUCAUGAGCCAGGAAGAAACGGCUGCAUGGGAAUCCAGCCCAGAAUGGCCCUCGUCCAUCAAGCUCCGGCGUCUACCUCGACAACGGUUUGAUCGGAUCAUCUGCGAUGCCCCCUGCAGCGCCUUAGGUCAGCGACCUGCAUUCAAUGCCACCAUCACGGUCCCAGUGCUGUCUCAUCAUCCACAGUACCAGCGUCAGAUUCUCCAUGCGGCCCACGCCCUCUUGAAGGAAGGCGGCAUGCUCGUCUACAGCACCUGCACAUUCUAUGCCGAGGAAAACGAGUGCAAUGUCGCCUUCAUCCUCGAAACUUUUCCCGAUAUGGAGCUGGUGGACAUUCCGAUCCAAUUUCGGCUGGGACAGCGAGGGCUGCCGGUACCUGGGCUGCGCGAAGAACAUCUGGCCAAGUGCUGGCGGUUCAAUCCUGGGUCGCCAUGCGGCGUCGGUAUCGCUGGCGAGGAGCUCGAGAGCAUUGGCUUUUUCUUUGCCCUCUUUCGUAAGAGGCUGCAGCCGUAGCGCCUGUACCUGAACGAAUCGCACGCCCAAAUGAGCAAUACAUCAUCCGGACAAACAAGCUGUCUACCAGUG
Molecule: messenger RNA, 1547 nt
Organism: Polychytrium aggregatum
Lineage: Eukaryota; Fungi; Chytridiomycota; Chytridiomycetes; Polychytriales
Product: putative methyltransferase NSUN6-like protein
Exons: 10
Coding region: 96-1475 (459 amino acids)
Biological process (GO): RNA methylation
Molecular function (GO): methyltransferase activity; RNA binding
Source: RefSeq, a predicted model, not a curated record